Adineta ricciae is the source of this 513-nucleotide messenger RNA. NCBI's taxonomy places the organism in Eukaryota, Metazoa, Rotifera, Eurotatoria, Adinetida, Adinetidae. The record is from the annotation of a GenBank genome assembly.
AUGAUCAAACUGAUUCUGUCAAUCAUUUCUAUCGAAUUACUUCUGAUGACCAUUGUUGAAUGUCAAAUGUGGAAUGAAACAGAUGCAUCGGAAAAUGCAACAAUGAUGAUUCCGCCGAAGCCAUUUGUUUAUUAUGGUCGGUAUCACCAUCGCGAACGACUUCGUCGUGCAUAUUUAGACGAUAAUUCAACAGCAGAACAUGAAACUAUGGCAACAAUUCUUUCGAUUCUUCCGUUGGAUCGCCUAGGCGCUGUUAUUGGUCAACUGAUUGCCACAAGUUUCAAAGAAAUGCUCAGUCCAAACGUUGGUAAAAAGAUUCUUAAUGUUCUAGAAACUCAAGCGCCAUCGUUAGCAACAUCACUUUUUACUAAUCUUUAUGCGACAUUACGUGUUCCAGCACGAUCGACAAGCAGAAAUGCUCCUGUUCAAAGUGAUCGGAAUGUGAAUACACCAUUGAGUAAUAGUUCAAAAUUAUUCUUACUCAAUCAACUCAAACGUUCGAAAACAAAAUAG